This is a messenger RNA of Phialemonium atrogriseum, 2192 nucleotides long. Its product is annotated as heterokaryon incompatibility protein-domain-containing protein. Lineage: Eukaryota; Fungi; Ascomycota; Sordariomycetes; Cephalothecales; Cephalothecaceae. Bases 33 to 1931 code for a protein of 632 amino acids. The transcript has 2 exons. The record is from RefSeq and is a predicted model, not a curated record.
CAACAUCACCAGCUCUGACCACCAUUGCAGCGAUGAGGCUCCUCAGGACGGACGAUCUCCAUCUGGAGUCGUUUGCCGGCGUCGAUGCCGCCCCUCCGUAUGCCAUCCUGUCGCACACGUGGGACGAUGAGGAAAUACUGUACGAAGACGUCAAGGCCGGACCCCAGGCCAUCCCGACGACCAAGAAGGGAUACGCCAAGGUCCGGGACAGCUGCGCAACCGCCCGGCAAGACGGCCACGACUACAUCUGGAUCGACACCUGCUGCAUCGACAAGAGCAGCAGCGCCGAGCUCUCCGAGGCAAUCAACUCCAUGUUCACCUGGUACGAGUGGUCGCAGGUCUGCUACGCCUACCUCGCCGACGUCGCGGCCCAGGACGGCGAGCGGGGCGUCGAGAGGAGUCGGUGGUUCACGCGCGGCUGGACCCUCCAGGAGCUCAUGGCCCCCGAGACCGUCGUCUUUUACGACAAGACCUGGCAGCGCAUCGGCAACCGCACCUCCAUGGUCGGCCUGCUCAGCGGCAUCACCAAGAUCGACGAACAGGCAUUCGUGCGGAAGAAGCAGCUGCCCUGCGAGGACCACUACUUGCAUUUUGGAAAGCGAUUGCUUGCGUGUCGCGAUUGCUGCGACACGCCCCUCCGAGGUUUCCUGGCGAGCGUUAGCGUGGCGGCGCGCAUGUCAUGGGCGGCCAAACGCGUCACCAGCCGCCUCGAGGAUAUGGCCUACUGCCUGAUGGGCAUCUUCGACGUCCACAUGCCACUGCUCUAUGGCGAGGGGGCGCGCGCCUUCCGGCGCCUGCAGGAGGCCAUCAUCGCCCACUCCAAGGACCAGUCCAUCCUCUGCUUCGACCUGCGGCGCGACCUCGAGUACGGGCCGCACCUGCACUUGGACGUCUACCAGUACCUCGCCAACAGCCCCGAAGACUUUGUCCACUGCUCGAACGUCAGGCUGGCCGCUGAUGGUCCGCUGGCCGCUGAUGGUCCGCUGGCUGGCUCCAGGAUGUCCAUCACGCCCGAUGGUCUUGAAGUCGACCUGGUGGUGGCGACUGUGACGAGCACCGUCUUCGGCGGGGGUGAGUCCGGAUUACCGACUCCUGGCAGACGACUAGCCAUCUUUAACACAUACAUGGCCGACAGCUACCUCUCUCGACUCGCGUGCAUUCUCAUUCCCAGGCGGGAGACGGAUCAACCCCCCAGCCACACUCCCUUCUACUACCUGUCCGCCCCGUGCUUUCUGGUCGAUCCAGGAUCGAGAGCGAAUGAGCUGGCGGCCACGGCAUUCUCGCACCGAGCCGCCUAUAAAGGUUUUAUCUCGGUCGGCGCCUUCACGGUCGAACGCAUAGUUCUGGGAGACAGGCCGAGAAGAUACACACCCUCGUCUCCGGAGCUGAGCGUACGGGUUGCCGACAUGACGCGCGAUGACUACCGCAUCAAGGACACCUUCCCAGCCCUAGUGGGCGACCGCUUCCCGUACCGCAGCGACGUCACCGCGUCGAGCGUCAAUGCCAGCGUGUCGCUCAGUGGAAAUCAUGCUUAUGUCUGUGGCCUAAUCUGGAUGGGCAGUCGCGGAGACGACUUUGUGAUCAUCUGGGGCGUGGGAUUCGACCCGAUGGACCGUUACAGCGAGAAGCCGGAGCUGUGGUCUCACAUCAUAGGGUGGAAGGGAUGGCAAGCCUCGCCAGCUAAGUGGAAGGAAGAUAUUCUGUCAGUCCUGAGCUACGAUGACCCCGAGGAUGGACUAGAGGUGUCGGGGAGAGGGCUGGUUUUGAGCCUCCGGCCGGGGUCCAUUGAGGUUGCCUUACGAUUUAAGUCGGUGGAGUUCUUUGGGAGGCGGAGUUUUGAGUUGAAGAUUGAGGUUCGACAACUGUCCCCUUUGCAACGGUCUUUUGCGCCGCUACCAGAAGCCUCAGUGCCGUGUCAGCAGGAAAAUUGAAGGCAGUGGUCAGCAUCUUGAGGCGUUAUCGAGUUAGCUGUUCCCCCCAGAAACUCGAUGGUUUGGGUUCUUUUGUUUUACAUAGCGACCGGGAGACGACCAGAUUGGGGUUAUAUUACACCUAUCUUAUGAAAUCUUUACAACACUAUCAUUGUAGGAGAGUUCACUGAAUGGUGUGAGCAUAUUUUGAGCAUGUGGGCAAACAUCGUUAUUCACUAUCUCCAAAUUCAAGUAGGUACCAAGCAAAGGUAACAAGACGCA